Gymnogyps californianus (California condor) is the source of this 670-nucleotide messenger RNA. RefSeq names its product complexin 4 (gene CPLX4). Lineage: Eukaryota; Metazoa; Chordata; Aves; Accipitriformes; Cathartidae. The coding region runs from base 188 to 670 and encodes 160 amino acids. The transcript has 3 exons. Gene Ontology annotation, biological process: regulation of neurotransmitter secretion; neurotransmitter transport; synaptic vesicle exocytosis. Gene Ontology annotation, cellular component: SNARE complex; terminal bouton. Gene Ontology annotation, molecular function: syntaxin binding. The record is from RefSeq and is a predicted model, not a curated record.
CACUCUUUAAUCCAGAUUAUGGCUGACAAACUGGUUUUGGCAUUCACGUUUCACUAGCAUUGUACCCUUGAAGAGCUGAUGUGGCUGUAGAAACUCUCUUGCCUACAAUUGUUGGUUUUGAAAACAUUUUUGGUUUGGUGUGGCUUUCUUGUAGUUGUUUGCUUAUAGCUCCUUUUUUCUUGAGAAGAUGGCCUUUCUAAUGAAAAGUAUGUUGAGCAACCAGGUAAAGAAUUUGGGACUUGGAGGUGGAGGGGAAGAAAGCAAAGAAGAAAGCACUCCUUCUGAUCCAGCAGCAGCUGCAGGAAUGACCAGAGAGGAGUAUGAGGAAUAUCAAAAGCAAAUGGUUGAGGAGAAGAUGGAAAGAGAUGCAGCAUUUGCACAGAAAAAAGCAGAGCGAGCCUGUCUGAGGGUUCAUCUGAGAGAAAAGUACAGACUCCCUAAGAGUGAAUUGGAUGAGAAUCAAAUACAGAUGGCUGGAGAUGAUGUGGGUUUGCCAGAAGACCUCCAGAAGAUGGUGGCAGAAGAUCAGGUGGAGGAAGAAGACAAAGACUCUAUCCUGGGACAGCUGCAGAACAUCCAGAAUAUGGACAUGGAUGCCAUCAAAGAAAAGGCACAAGCCACCUUCACCGAAAUGAAACAGGCAGCUGAGCAGAAAUGUUCUGUGAUGUAG